AUGACCCAGUAUACUCCGUGGAUGGUAGUUCAGGGGGAGGAGUAUGAGAGCUGUCAGGCACAGCAACUGGGAAGUGGUAUUCUAAUAGGGAAAGUUGUGCCACAUCUGGUAUCUUUUGUCGGAAGAGUGACGUUCAAUAGCUACUGUGUACACGGAUAUCCAGUUUACAAUGCAGUUAAGUUUAACAGAAAGUUAUCUCAUUAUCCUUUGCUCCAGGAACAAAAUUGGCAAAAAUUCAUCUCAACAGGCUCACAGGAGGAGCAAAAUGGCUCGUUUCCAUAUGGAAUAUAUCCAGUGAUACUCUCAUUUACAGCUAAUUUUGUUAUGACGGUAUUCUUAACUUUAUUAUCGUUCAUCAAUAUCAAGGGUAAGAGACACAGACAUGCUGCUAGACUAUUGAAGAUUGGAUCAACCAUAGCGUCUGUAAAUAUUGUGAUAUUUGUGACAUGCUCCUUGAAACAGUUACACAACGAGCAUGAAGAGAACGGGGUUACUACGACGGGGGGGAUUAUGGAUCUUUUUUAUGAGCGUCUUGUCUACUCUAUUCUUGAUCUCAUAUCUUUCUUCUUAUUACAGCUUUGCCAGGUUAUGAUCGUUACAAGGCUAUUUUAUCGUGACUCUGAGAAACGAAUGACGUUUUUCUUGGGUGUUUUAUUGGUCCUGGCUGCCAACAUUCUGUGGUCCAUACCCCAAUUUGCAACCUCUGACGAAGAGCAGCAAGAUCGCUGGGAGAUCUUGGCACCGUUUGUUUACCUGCUAAGGAUUGCCGUCGCAGCGUCCUAUGCCAGCACAAUAAUCUCAUAUGGUAUUUUGAAGCGGCGCUAUUGCUUGGCGUCGAGCCAGAUGGUUAUACUCAGCGUAAUAACGGCACUCGUUGUCCUACUACAGCCGGCACUUUUUCUCGCCGACGUGUCAAAUGUAUGGCUAUCUGGAGUUGGCGAGCUUUUCAAUUCCACUUGUUAUGUUGGUUCAACGUCGAUUGUGUGGGAGUGGCUGGAGAGAUUGUCAGUAGUCAGGAAAAAGGAGGAAGCCCAAAGUAUUUUGGGAAGACCAAUUUACGAGGAUGAACAGGGAGAUUACCGUAUCGCUAACUAUGCUUUAAGAGUUCAGCACGCACUGACCCAAAGAACUCCAAACAAUACAGACAGUGAUAAUGGUGUUGAGCUUGAGCAAAUGUCUCCUUCAUCACAAGUGGGGACUUCUACUCGGGAUACUGGGAGUAGCUGCGGUGUAGUUCCGCAGAAUUCUACCGAGCGGGAAAGCGUUUAUCAGGUCAACUUCAAACAAAAACAGCCUUUUGCAGAAGCUGCGAAACAAAAGGUGUCCCAUGCCUGUGAUACAUUACUAUAUUUUGCCGACCAGGUUAUUCUGAAAAGUUUGGGAACCUUAAGCAUGGGUUCCAAGAAAUCUAUUACUUCGGCAAACCGUGAGGCCCUAGUCAGGAAACGAAUAGGAUUGGAUAGGCCGAACGAAGUUUAUGUUUACUCGACGAAGGAUGUUAAUUUCGACUCUGAUCGGGAUGAGGAUGAUACACAGAGCACAUAG
Molecule: messenger RNA, 1545 nt
Organism: Torulaspora delbrueckii
Lineage: Eukaryota; Fungi; Ascomycota; Saccharomycetes; Saccharomycetales; Saccharomycetaceae
Gene: RIM21
Product: Rim21p
Exons: 1
Coding region: 1-1545 (514 amino acids)
Biological process (GO): cellular response to pH
Cellular component (GO): plasma membrane
Source: RefSeq, a predicted model, not a curated record